Molecule: messenger RNA, 1890 nt
Organism: Sphenostylis stenocarpa
Lineage: Eukaryota; Viridiplantae; Streptophyta; Magnoliopsida; Fabales; Fabaceae
Source: the annotation of a GenBank genome assembly
AUGGAAUUGCAUGUAGAGGGAAGUGAGUCUCAGGCUACUCAGUACUACUUCCUUCUCAGCCAUAGCCACAGCCACGCCGCCACCUCUCACUACCGCGACCAGUCCAGGUUGCCACCUCCAGUACGGCAAAAGCAAGCCACGAGUCGCCGACUCUGUUUUAUUCCGCCUGUCAUCUUCAUUGGUUCUGUUAUUGUCUCAUCUCCACGCGCCUUCUUCUUCCUCUUCUUCUUCGUGUGGAUUAGGGUUUUUGUUAUGGAGAACACCGAUGACGCUGGUCCAUCUCAGCAACAUGCCAGUCCCAACUCCUUCAUCGACGAAAACUCCAAAGUUCUCCUGGAAAAGUAUUUAAAAAUUCUGAAAGAAUUUAUAGCCUCCAACGACCAAGUUUACAUGUUUCAUGGUAUCUCGUCUGGUGAAGAGCGCAAGGUAGUGGACCGGUUAUGCCACCUCAUGGAGUUAGGUGUAAGAUUCUGCGGGACUUCUGGUGAACAGAAAAUAAUUGCUUUCAAAAGGGAUGGCAAAGCCUCAGAUCAUGUACUGGCUGUCAUGUCAAGGAAAAGGAAAAACAGAGAGGAUCCAGAUUCGUGUGGGGAUAAUAAAGGAAUUGCUGAAUUGAAUAAAAUCUGGAUUACUCAAACAUUAGAAAAGUUUUCAGCUUCAGACGAAGAAGUGUACACUUUUGAAACUAAAUUGUCACGUCGAGAAGGUGAUUUAGUGUUUACUUUUUGCAGAGAAAGAGGUCUUAUGUAUACUCUUUAUUGGGAUGGGAUUAAACAGAGAGUAUCUGUUUAUAAGACCAGAAAAGAAGUUGACAACAUUACCAUGAUAGAGAAUCUUCCUCAUGUCACAUGUUCUGCUGAAUCAGAUCAGAUUGACAAGCGGAAGAAAUCUCAUAAGAAAGAGGAGCCAGAGUCAGCUCAACAUCAAAAUUCCGUUGUUUUUGAAUCCAAAAGGGUUCGGAUUACCCAGAUAUUAGAAAUUUUUUUAGCUUCAGAAGAUGAAGUGUACAAUUUUGAGGAUGAAUUAUCCACCAAUGAUCGUGCUCUUGUGAAGCAAAUAUCCCAUAAAAUGGGGCUUAAUUGUAACUUUUCUGGGCGUGGGAUUAGAAAGAAAACAUCUGUUUACAAAACCAAAAAGGAGGUUGCCCCCGCCAAGUUGUUGGGUGGUCAUCCUGAUGUCACAUUUCCCGAAGAGUCACCGCAGAAUAGAAAGCAGACAGCGACACGACAGCAUCAAAAUCCCAUUAUUGAUGAAUCAACAAGGAUUCAGAUUUCCCGGACAUUAGAAAAUUCUUCAGCAUCUAAAGAUGAAGUGUACUAUUUUGAAGCCAACUUGUCUCCUGAAAAAUUUGUUUCAGGAAAUCAAUUAUCUCAACAAAUGGGGUUUAUAGUUGAAAAUUCAGGGAGUGGGAUUAAGCAGAAAGGAUCUGUAGACAAAAUUUUAAAGAAGAGUCACACUACUCCCAACUUAGAGAAUCUUCCUUGUUUCAAAUUUUUUGUAGAGUCAAAGCAUGUAUUGGUAAAUUUAUUUACGCGAUAUCCACCUGAUGAGGAUCCUUGGGGAGCAAUGAAUGGAGCAUGUGAUGAUACAACUGACAGAACAGAAGCAAAGGAAGAUGAUAUUUUCAGCUGGCCUUGUAUGGGAACAGAUGAAAUUGCCAUGAGAUUGGAGGUUCUUUCCAACAGAGUGAAGAUUUCCCCUGACUUGAAACUGAUCAAUGAGAGGAGAUCUAAGCUUCCAGUUGCAUCCUUUAAGGACAUCAUUACAUCAUCUGUUGAAUCUCACCAGGUAGUUAUCAUAUGUGGAGAGACUGGUUGUGGAAAGACUACUCAGGUAUUUGCUUUGUCAUUAUUAUGGUCUGUACCUUUUACCUUGCAAGAGGAACCCUAA